Molecule: messenger RNA, 1362 nt
Organism: Aspergillus fijiensis CBS 313.89
Lineage: Eukaryota; Fungi; Ascomycota; Eurotiomycetes; Eurotiales; Aspergillaceae
Exons: 5
Coding region: 1-1362 (453 amino acids)
Source: RefSeq, a predicted model, not a curated record
AUGAUGCUUCUGGGUGCUGGGGCUUCCCCUCUUUUGCCGUGGAAUGUGUGGAAGGAAGAUGCUGCGUUUGCCAAGCUGAAUCGAAUCCUCAAGCCACGCUUAUCGGACAUGGACAUGGAAUCUGUGGCGGGAGAGGGGAAACAAGAACCCGUCAGGGUCCAACAGGAGAAGGAGUCUGAGGAGAAAGUCCACGUCCACUGGCAGUUGGGUUAUCUACUAACGUUACCUCCCUACUCAUCCUUCGUCACCACUCCGACCCUGUUCCUCACUUCUGUUCUUGAGAAGGGCCAAAAAGUGCAGCGACAAAGAGAGGGGCACAACAUAAAGAACAAGACCACGGAUAUGGAAGCGUCUCACCCAGCGCCAGAGGGUAUUAUGUUACCCCCAAGCCCUGUGGACUCGGCAGGUUCGGUUGACUCGACCUCGUCCGGCUCUACCGUCGAGCAUACCAGGGAGCCAGAACGCAGUGAUCACGUCACGAUCACCUUGUCUCUCACGCCUGAUUCGCCUGCCCAAACUCCGAGUCGUGCUUCUUUCAACCGCUCCCACGUCCGCUCACGAUCGAUGAUCGAAGUUCCAGGCGUCCCUCCAAUGACGCGCGCCCACUCUUCCCCCGGGCUGGACUCGCGGGGCAGGUAUAUCUUCGUCAAUGGUCGCGGGGGCUCUGCCAACGCUGGCGACAAUUCAGCUAGGCGUUAUCUGCCGCUGCAGGUGAACACGGGGGGAUCGUCCGACUCGAGAAUGGUGCCCCUGAAUGUCUCCCAGACCAUCUCCGAGAACGCCGAGUUGGACACCAGCAUGGUUACGUCUCCUUCCAAGGCCGACUGGCACCCUACAUCGCCUGUACUCCCGCACACACUUCCUCGCGUCAAUCGUCGACGCCCCUCGUCUCCUUUGAGUUUCCAUCCGCCAUCGUCGCCUGGUUCGGUCAUGGGCAGCCCGUCUCCCUCGCACUCCUCUCCUGGCGUACUCAGUUCGCGAUUCAAUGAGACUUUUCCAGGCUACUCUGGCUCUUCCACUUCAUCUAUUCCCUCGACCCCUACCAGUCUCCGAUCUCGCAGCCCGAGCAUCUCCUCGCUGGAAACCAUUCCGGAUAUUCCCGAUGCGGAAGCAGCAGCCAUAGAGGCGGACAGAAUCGCAGCAUUGAAAGCUGCUGCCGAUAAAGCCGACGAAGCGGAGGAGGCUACCAAUUUGAAUCGACGGCGUGGAACGUCCGAUGCCUCGGGUCCCUCGAGCCCUUUCAUGAACACGCGCGUUUCAUCUGGUGGAUACGGGGUGCGGGCCGAUAAGCGGAAGCGCUGGAGUGUCUGUGGGGCGGAACGUCGUCAAGAUUUGGACCUGGAGACCAUCUGGGAAGAUUGA